Messenger RNA from Purpureocillium takamizusanense, 2172 nucleotides. RefSeq lists its product as uncharacterized. Lineage: Eukaryota; Fungi; Ascomycota; Sordariomycetes; Hypocreales; Ophiocordycipitaceae. The transcript has 2 exons. The record is from RefSeq and is a predicted model, not a curated record. The coding region runs from base 180 to 2018 and encodes 612 amino acids.
CCGCCAACCGAGUAUGAAAGGCAGGCACAUCCGAUCCGCAUCUGAUCUGCUCACAGUUCUUUUCGUUUGGUGCUUGCCUCGAUACGUUUCAUUUCAAAGUUUGCCCUUCUGUUACUCCCGCUUCUCAUCGCUCUUGCCCGCUCGCUGGAUCGUCCUUUGUGUCGCUGACGCCGAGCAAGAUGCUCUUGUCGAGGCACACCGCUAUCCCCGACAACACUAUACACAGCCUCCUCGCCCGACGUUCCCAAGCCGUCAAUGCGACCGGGACUGCCUCCAACGGUAGCAGCGGCACUGCCUCAUAUGUUGGAUACGUCUCCGAUCCCAAUGGUCGCGGCACCACGUCCCUCGUCUUGUCCUGUCUUCUAACACUCAUCCUCUGCGUCUGGUCUGCGCUCCACCUCAACGUGCCGGCCCGACGCCGCAGCAUUAUCCAAGUCUUCUGGCUCAACAUCCGCUGGAUCUUUGCUGGCAUCUACGCCCCUGAGCUCGUAGUCUUUGUUGCUUGGCGUCAAUGGUGCUCCGCGCGCAUGCUCCAGCAACACAUAUUGCAUCUCCAUGCUGAUGCCAAAGAGCGUGGCGAUGACCGGUCCUCAGAAACGACUCACAGCGACCUGCCUCCCUGGACCAUGGCUCACAGUUUCUUCGCUUGUGCGGGUGGCUUUGCCAUCGAGCUCGAAAGCCUGUCUGGAGGCGUCCUCGACCAGUCACACCUGUCCGACGGAGACAACGGCGAGAAGACGGAAAGCCCACGGCUCACCCUCACCGCCAGGGGUGUGAUGCUCCUUGCUAGUAGCGGAUUCGUACCACGCGUGACCAAGGCCGAGAUCGAAGACAAGUCCAAGGCAAAUGAUCUUGCCAAGGCCACAGUCAUCGUACAAGCCACCUGGAUGCUCGUGCAGGUCAUCGGCCGCCUCGCCGCACACCUGCCCGUCACGCUCCUCGAGGUCAACACAGUUGCCCAUGUCCUCUGCGCCUUCGCCAUGUACGUUUUUUGGUGGGACAAGCCCUUGCUGCCAAACGAGCCCAUCAUCCUGCGAGACGAGUCCCUCGCACCCCUCGUUGCCUUCAUGUACGCCAGCAGCGAGAUCAGCGGUCAUGUCAAGCACAAGCAAAAAAAUGUCAAGUCUCAGACGUUCAUAAAAACUCUAUUUGCCAACCUCAACCUAUAUUCAACAACGCCCGAGCUGGAAACGCUUUGUCUGUUGCGGCCCCGUGAGGAUAGCGAAGGUGGUGAGACUGCGAAGGGCGAAGCAGAAGAUAUUGUCAAGCAUCCGAAUCUCGCAUCUGUCACUCAAUUCCCUGGCAGUGUUCAACGCGCGCCGCCAUCUUGCCUGCGCCCUCUUGAAAAGACCCGCCAGAAGGAGCAAGGCACGGCAUUCUUCGAGCGCAGGCCGCGAGUCAUCUCGCACCAAGACCAGACUGCCGAGGAUCCUGCUCCCUCAGAUAUGUCUCGAUGGUCUCUCAUUCAGCAAGCCUUUCAGAAAUACCCGGAUCUACUCCUUCGCAAUCGUAUACUUCUAUCCCAUUCUGUCGGCGAGCAUUCGUCCUGCUUGCACCUGCGACCUGAACAGCUUGUCGCCACGCACAUCCCCAAUUGGCCCUCAAACGACCUUCUCCGUUCCGUCAACGGCCUCAUCGUCGGCAUGAUUCUCUGGCUUGCGAAUCUCUGCUAUGGCGGCUUCCACGCAGCCGCUUGGAACGACCACUUCCCGUCUGUCCCAGAAAAGUGGCUGUGGCGAGCCUCCUCCUCCUACAUUGGCUUCUGCGGAGGCUUCUGGGUGGUCCUCAACUCGGCCGUGGCUCGCUGGCCCGCCCUCAAUGCCUUCUGGGAGAAGUGGAUGGACGGCGAAAAGUCCUUGGCUCAGAGCAUCGGCCUCGGAGUCAUCGUCUUCACGUGCGGAUUUAGCCUGAUGCUGGCCCGCAUGUACGUUGUAGUAGAGGCUUUCAUCAGCAUCCGCGAGCUGCCCGCCGCGGCAUAUGAUACCCCCGAUUGGACAGAUCUCUUUCCUCACUUUUGAUCAAUCACUGUAGAUGCGUAGGAUACCCCUCAAAAGCAUAAGGCGUUCAUAACUGGGCUGGCGCACAAAUGUUUAGAAUAUGAAUCAUGGCGCCCAUGCUUAAGACGAAAAGGGAACAAACAGGGCAGACAUCGCCGGGGCAGGCGAAAAGAUG